UUUCAUGCACAUCAUAGAGUGCGAAUAUUCCGAUCGCUCGUAAGAUGCGGUUAGAAAAGAUGCCACAGUACUGCUGUGAUUUCAAAAACAACACUAUAAAUGGAAGCUCUAUCGAAGGAAACAUGAGUGUUUCACGAUCUGUGGACAGAUAYGUAUAUGGUUCUGUCAUGUUCKUCAUUUUAACAGUCGGYUUUGUUGGUAACGUGUUUACAAUCGUCGUCUUUCGACGAAAACAGCGUCGUUCUCAAAUCAUUUCACCUUAUAUUAUCAACUUAGCCGCUGCGGAUCUCUUUAUCAUCGUUUUCGGAUACCCGGUAGCUGUGAGCGCUAACUUAUCCACUCGCAAGAUCAUUGCGGGUACGGCAAAGUGUACGUGGUCCGCUUUUGUCAAUGGGUCUGUUGGUAUUGCUUCUAUUGCAACAUUAACUGAAAUAAGUGUGGUAAUGUGUUAUACAAUAACUAAGACUAUAUCUCCAGAGCUUAAAAAGUUUUCUACUAAGCUACAAGUAUUCUCCAUUGCUGGUUCUUGGGUAUAUGGGAUUGUUGUCAUGGUUCCACCAGUUUUUGGCUGGAGCAAGUUUGUGCCAGGUUCGGCUGGGAUCAGUUGUUCUCCUGAUUGGGUAUCAAAGAGUGCUCAAGCGAUGUCCUACAACAUUGCGCUCAUGGCGCUGGGAUUUGUSUUUCCACUUGUAGUUAUCUCACAGAGUUAUUAUAGAAUAUACAGGUCACUGGAAUUAAACAGCAUGCUCAAAGGACAAACAGCUUUACACGUUCGUCGAAGAAAGUCUCAAGUAAAAGUUGUUCGUAUGAUAGCUGCAUCUGUGUUGGCUUUCGUCCUCAGUUGGUCGCCAUAUUGUGUUGUGUGCUUAAUAGCUAUGAUUAAACACGAGUAUAUUAUAAGCAGUGGCGAAGCCGAGAUCCCUGAACUUAUGGCCAAGGCGUCGGUCAUCUAUAACCCUUUCGUCUACAUAGCUAUGAACAGAGAGUUUAGAAAAACAGUUAAAAAGAUCGUAAGUUGUGCUUCAAGCAGUCAACAGAGUCUGUACGGCAAAGUACACACGCUUCAAAGAGAAGCGUAACUUUAGGGAUGUUGCCGGACCAUUGACGAAAAAGGAAAAUAAUAUUUAAGACUGAUGCUGAAAUCAUUUUUGCAACAUACCAGUCAAAAGGCAAACCAGCAGAUUUUGGCAGCAAACGGGGCUUGCAUGCGCGCAUGUAGUAGUUGCGAGUAGAAUUUACGUUUUUGUCAGCUGUAAUUUUCAGAUUAACGUUAUUAUUUUUGGAAAAUCCUGAAACGUGAGAUCACUUCAGAGGAUUUCAUACGAGUAAACAAGAUUUUGUGUGCAUUUUGGAAAAAAAUCUCAACAGACUGAGAGAAGGAAUCACCCAGGGUUGCGACAAUGUCUUUUUUUAAUUAUUAUUCAAUUUUCUUGGAGCAAGAUCGUGUUACUUGUUCCUUAAUUUSUUUUCAAACUUUUAUAUUCGAGUGUCGAUCGGGCAAAUUUUUAAUGAAGGAAAUAUAGGGUUUGAAAUUUAUAUUCAAAGGGAAAAAUCUUGCAACUGUACUUUACUUAUUUUUUUUUCAUUGCGCGCGUAAGCGCACUAAAGAGCGCAUGUUUGCAUGCUGCAAAAUUCAGCUGAACAAGAGCAACAUACGUAGCAAUAAUG
Messenger RNA from Exaiptasia diaphana, 1668 nucleotides. RefSeq names its product melanopsin. The record is from RefSeq and is a predicted model, not a curated record. The coding region runs from base 45 to 1079 and encodes 344 amino acids. NCBI's taxonomy places the organism in Eukaryota, Metazoa, Cnidaria, Anthozoa, Actiniaria, Aiptasiidae. Gene Ontology annotation, biological process: G protein-coupled receptor signaling pathway. The transcript has 2 exons. Gene Ontology annotation, cellular component: membrane. Gene Ontology annotation, molecular function: G protein-coupled receptor activity.